GGGCACACAGACCUUUCAUUAAGAGGAGAGGGUGUCCUCUUCCAUGCCCCCAUGCAGCAGCUUGUUAUUGCACACGCUCUGAUGGGGCAAAUAGUGACCUGUUGCUGCUGGAAAAGACCAAAGAUGUUCCUGUAGUGGAAUGGGGGACAGUAAGGGUGAGGAGUUGGCUGUGGCCUAAUUUCAAGCACUAGUCACACUGCAGUGUUUGCUGACAUUAGUAAUAUGCCUUAAUUUAGAAAGCAAAGCUUAUAAAAAAAAAAAAAAGAGGAUCAAUGACAAAAGCACAGCCAGGCUGGGAUUCGCACUUGACACAAUCUAGGGCUUCACUUGGCCCCAGAGGUGAAGUUAUGCUAAUGCCUAGCAAAAGGGACUGUUUUGGACAAAGAGCAGUUGCAAAUGCUGGAGAAUCAUGGUCUUCCUCACACAGCAGAUGCAGGCCAGAAUGGAAGGCCAUGCUGCCCCACAGCUAAAUGUGCUGUUUAUGCCCCACAGUCCGUCACAUCUGGGUGGGUGUCACAUUUUUCGGUCCCUCUCAGAGCAGCUCAAAGUGAAGCACAAACACCUGCAAUCCAACUAUAUAGAAAUGUCAUGCAGCUGUCCAUGUCACAGCUGUCACACGUGUGUGCAGAGCCCUGGUUUCUGAGGGGCAAGCCUAGGUAUGAUGUCAUAAGUCAGCUGCAUCAGCAGAACCACUGCCACCAGGGCUCCAGGCACGCCUCUGCUGCUUGUGCUGAUGGAGCAGCGCAAUGCUACCGAGAAGCAUGCCCAGCACUCGCUGAAUGAAGUCACAGCUGUGCAGGAAAGGGCUGCAAGAAUGGCAGCAGCGGAUGCAAGCCAUUUGAGCCCUACAAGGGACAGCCAUGUAUCUGCAACCACAGGUGGCCUCAAGGCCAUGAAGAAAACUAAAGCAGUAGUUGUGGACAUUGGCACAGGUUACAUCAAGUGUGGUUUUGCUGGGGACCCACGUCCUUCCUGUGUUGUUUCAUCUACAGUUGGCAAGCCCGUGUGGCAGGCUGGGAGCAAUCAAAAAGACACCUUUGUUGGAAGAGAGCUGUGGAACAGCACCGUACCCUUAACACUCAUCAACCCGGUAAGACGUGGCAUAGUGGUGGACUGGAACUGUGUCCAAGAUGCUUUGGAGUGUAUUUUCCAGACAGAGCUGAAGAUUCAGCCAGAUGACCAUGCUGUUCUGGUGUCAGUGCCUCCCCUGUGUUCCAUCACUGACAAGGAGCAAUACGCUGAGAUGAUGUUUGAAGGGUUUCACAUGCCUGCUGUCCACAUUGCCUACCAGUCCCAUUUAUCCAUGUACUCCUAUGGAAAAACCUCCGCUCUUGUGGUGGAAAGUGGCCAUGGCACUUCGCACGUGGUUCCCAUCUAUGAAGGCUAUGUUUUACGUAGCAUCACUGGGAGAGUAGAUUAUGCUGGCUUGGACAUCACAUGUUAUCUCAUGAAGUUACUAAAUGAGUCUGGAAAGGUGUUCACAGAACACCAGCUAAACAUUGUACAAGAUCUCAAAGAGAAGUGUUGUUACACUUCUCUGGACCUUACACGGGACUUGCAUUUGCCUGUUCAGAAACAACAAAUGCAUUAUGAGCUGCCAGAUGGACACCUCAUCACUGUAGGCAAGGAGAGAUUCCUUUGUGCCGAAGCGCUCUUCAGACCAGCCUUGCUUGGCUCAGAGCAGCCAGGGCUUUUGCAGCUGACACUAGACUGUCUCAAGAAGUGUGAUGCUGGCAUCAGCAAAAAAAUGGUGGGGAAUAUCCUGCUGUGUGGGGGCAGCACUAUGAUGGAGGGCUUUGCGGACCGUUUCCAGAUGGAACUAGCCAGGAUGUGCCCCAGUGACAACCUCAUCACAGCUACAUCCCCUCACAGAAACUUUUCUGUCUGGAUUGGUGGGUCUAUUCUGGCCUCACUCCACUCUUUCCAGGAGCUCUGGGUUUACAGGAGCGAGUAUGAAGAAUGUGGUCCCUCCUGCCUUUUUAAGAAGGGCUUCUGAGGAAGAUACUGGGUGCCUCAGAAAGACAAGUGUUGACAAAGAGUACCUGAAGCAAUUCAAGAGCACCUCCUUUCCACCCCUUGCUGUAAUUAAGAUAUUUCUGCUGAAGCUGUAUUAUUUUUGUGAUAUCCUGCACUUGAAAUAGAAAAUAAAAAAACCAAUGUAAUGAAGCUAGACAGCAGACAGGUGACAAACUUCUACUGUACUGAGAG
Molecule: messenger RNA, 2208 nt
Organism: Phalacrocorax carbo (great cormorant)
Lineage: Eukaryota; Metazoa; Chordata; Aves; Suliformes; Phalacrocoracidae
Source: RefSeq, a predicted model, not a curated record